Molecule: messenger RNA, 1204 nt
Organism: Sturnus vulgaris (Common starling)
Lineage: Eukaryota; Metazoa; Chordata; Aves; Passeriformes; Sturnidae
Gene: SMIM19
Product: small integral membrane protein 19
Source: RefSeq, a predicted model, not a curated record
CUCUCCCGGCCGCGCUCCCCAUGGCGGCGGCGGGGGCUGGCGGGAUGGGCGGCGGCGGCGCCUCGGCGGCGCUGGGCGACGGCGGCGUCAUCGACUACUCGGUGCACGAAGCGUGGAACGAGGCCACCAACGUGUACUUGCUGGUGGUGCUGGCUAGCCUUGCCCUCCUCGUCUACGCGCGGCGGAACAAGAGGAGGAUAAUGCGCAUCUUCACCCUGCCCCCGGCUGCCGAGACGCCACCCGAGCCCAACUUCUACGACAGCGUGAAGAAGAUCCGCCUGCGGCAGCAGCUGGAGAUGUACUCCAUCGCAAGGAAAUAUGAACAGCAGCAGCAGCAGCAGCCACCAAAACAGACUGAAACCGUACAGCUCUCAGUGGAAUGAAGCCCACAGUUCUGUAGGAACUCAGGACAUAUAUCCAGUGCUGAUUUUAAGAGUCGAUGUGGAGCUAUUUUCAAUGCUUUUUAAUUGGUACAUAGCUGAAGGCAAUGGGGAAAGGCAGGGGCCUGUCCCUAAAACUUUGUUCUUAGUAGCUUUUCUCUGAGCCCUUGUGAGGCAAAGUGCCCAUUGGAACAUUCAGCACAGGGCAGACCUGCUCAGAGCAACCUGAGGGUAGGGAAGUGCAGUCUUACCAAUGUCUGAAAUUAUUUCUCUCUGCUAGCACCUUGGAAGUCAGCUCCUACCUUGUCUGGCAACAGCACCCGAGAGAAAGCAAGGCAGUACCUAUCUGCCUGGAAACUCUUGUAUUCCUUGAUCAUGAAUUGUUGAAUUUGCUGAAUACAGUCACUAAGUCUGAAUGAAGGCACUGUGGCCGUACUGUCUGGUGAAGGUGAACAGCUCUGCGAGCCCAGAGUGUCACUGGUGGUAGUGCAGAAAAGUUCUGCUCUCUGGCUUUGUUUAUUGUUGUGUAUGCAAUACUGUGAACCUUUCCUGGAGAAACUUUUGAUAAGUACACAGUGAACUACAAAUCUAGAAGACACUUAAAGCCACUACUCUAAUGUCAAUAGCAAGGGUGGUUAGCUUAAUUUAGUCAAAUUGCUGCAAAGAAUGGGUCUGUCUUUAAAAAUCUGUAUAAGCAGGUUACAGAUUAUCCAGAAGAGACUUCACACUGCAGUUACUUUUUCUUUCUAGGCAAAGAAAGUCAGUUAAUUGAAAGGAUUCUGCAGAAAUUACUUUUUAAUAAAAGCAUCUAAUCGUGAAAACUA